CCACUGCCGCCCGAUCCGCCGCCGCCGCCGCCGCCCGAGGACAACUUCUUCGGCGGCGGCGCCGCAACGAAGCCAGCCGCUGCGCCAUCAAAGCUCGGUCGCAAGGUCGGCGGCGUCGGCAUGAAGCUGGGCAGCAAGCUGGGCGGGAGCAAGCUGGCGCGUCCGAACAAGCUCUUUGCCUCCGCCAGUGCCGGCGACCUUGACGACGAUGCGACGCCAAAGCCGGAGGCGCGCGCCGCGGCCCUCCCGCGUCCCGGGCUCGCGUCUCGCGCGCAGCUGUCGUCGCCGACGCCGGGGCGCUUCGUCCCGACCGGAGCGGACUCGCUGCACGGCGCCGCCGCCGCCGCCGCCUCGGCCGCUGCCGCGAUUGGCCAGUCGCUGGGCGCGGCGCCGGCCGCUGCGCCGGCCGACGCGGCCGCUGCGCCGAGCAGCAGCGGCCGGUCGGGGCGAUGGGGCCCCGGGCGGGCGGCGGCGCCUGCCGCCGCGGCGGGGGCGGGGGAGGCUUCGGCGUCGGGCGAGGCGGAGGCGGGCGAGACGCGGCGCGGCAGCUACACCUUUGGCCGCCGGUACGAGGUUGGGACCCUCAAGCGGCUGCGCGACUCCGAGGCGGCGCUUCGCUCGAUCGACGUGUACGAGAACCUCGGCGUGGUGGGGCGGGGCGCCUUCAACAAGAUCUACAAGGCGCGGCACCGAGAGAGCGGCGAGCUGGUCGCCCUCAAGGCGAUGCAGCUGCUGCCGAGCAGCGGGGUCGACGUGGACGAGGGCGUGCCGGUGCGGGAGAUGUCCAUCCUGCUCUCGCUCCGCCACCCGAACGUGGUGCGCGUGCACGAGGUGGUCCUCGACCAGCAGCAGAUGUUCCUGGUGAUGGAGCUCGUCGAGUACGACCUCGGCCUGCUCAUAGAGCACAUGAGGACGCCCUUCGCAGAGGCGCAGGCUAAGUGCCUCUGCAUGCAGCUCCUCUCCGCCCUCGCCGCCGUCCACGCCACCUUCACCCUCCACCGAGACCUCAAGCAGACCAACCUUCUUCUCGACCGGAACGGCGACCCGCCACUGUGCGACUUUGGGCUCUCCCGUCGCGCGAGCGGGCUGCCGGGCGCGCAGCCGUGCACGCCGGACGUGCAGUCGCUCUGGUACCGCGCGCCCGAGGUGCUGCUGGGCGAGCGGCGGUACGGCAAGGCGGUGGACAUGUGGUCGCUGGGCUGCAUCCUCGCCGAGUGGCUGCAGCGAGGCGCGGCAGCUUGCGCUCGGAAGGGGCGGGGCGCGAGAGGGGAGAACGCGGGCGGGCACUGCUGGCGGGGGAGGGGGCCUAGGGGGGGGGGGAGCACCCUCUCCGCCUCGAGCGGCUCCGCCCCGGCCUCUGCUCAGGCGAGCCCCUCUUCCAGGGGACCUCCGAGGCGGAGCAGGUGA
Messenger RNA from Emiliania huxleyi CCMP1516, 1407 nucleotides. RefSeq lists its product as hypothetical. Bases 121 to 1407 code for a protein of 428 amino acids. Gene Ontology annotation, molecular function: cyclin-dependent protein serine/threonine kinase activity; ATP binding. Gene Ontology annotation, biological process: regulation of mitotic cell cycle; protein phosphorylation. Gene Ontology annotation, cellular component: nucleus. The transcript has 9 exons. The record is from RefSeq and is a predicted model, not a curated record. Lineage: Eukaryota; Haptophyta; Isochrysidales; Noelaerhabdaceae.